Cydia fagiglandana is the source of this 3863-nucleotide messenger RNA. RefSeq lists its product as uncharacterized. Gene Ontology annotation, molecular function: nucleic acid binding. The record is from RefSeq and is a predicted model, not a curated record. Bases 338 to 1690 code for a protein of 450 amino acids. Lineage: Eukaryota; Metazoa; Arthropoda; Insecta; Lepidoptera; Tortricidae. The transcript has 3 exons.
CUGACCAGCGAGUCGCUGCACAAGCAUUUUUACAGAAUUCUUCAUAUGGCAACAAUUUUAUCUGUCAAAAGUGUCAAACAACUGUCAAAAUGUUGACAGCUUCUGUUACCAAACAAUAUUGAUAUUUGUGUCACAUUUAUGUGAGUUUUUAUUUGCAAACAUAUGUUUGACCAGCGAGUCGCUGCACAAGCGUUUUUAGAGAAUUCUAUAUAUGGCAAUCAUUUUAGCUGUCAAAAGUGUCAAAAAUAUUGUCAAACGAGUUUACACAUAACCUAGAUUCUCAAAUUCUCAUGUUAGUUCAUUCGUUACGGAAGUUUAUAGUUUAUAUCGUAUUAUAAUGGCUAAACCGAUUAGAAGCAGUGUGAGGAGCAUGUUAUUUAAGAUAAUCUGUAACUAUAAUCAAGUUCGACACGACGAAAAUGAGAGAUUACUAGAAAAGAAGCGAAUAUUGGACGAAAUCAUUCAGGCGACCGCGGGCGUAGAUGACGAAAAUGUUAGAGAAACUAUUCAAAAGCUAGCAAGCGAACUGAAGAAUGUUAUUGAUAAUAACGCAUCAGAAUCAAGUUAUUUAGAGAAAGUGUCUACUAUGACAGGUGCAAGCAUUCGUACACUACGCACAAUUAAAAAAGAGGGUUCUAUUAACCAAGGCCAAUGGAAUACGCCAGGGAAAAAACGACCCCGGCCACCAACUGUGUCAAAUUUAGACAAUUUUGAUGUGUCAGCCAUCCGUAAUAAAAUUAAUGAGUUUUAUUGCGUCAAAAAGCAGGUACCUACUCUAAGAGCCUUACAUGCGGAUUUGAAAGAAUCUAUAGGAUUCUCAGGAUGUUGUGAAACACUGAGGAAAAUACUACACGAGAACGGAUUUGAGUUUAAAAAAAAUAAAGAAGAGCGCUCCAUCCUCAUGGAAAAGUUUGAAAUAUCUGGGUGGAGGCAAAGGUUUCUUAGAGCUAUACAUAAAAAACGGGAAGAAGGAAAAAAUAUUGUGUAUCUUGAUGAGCCAUAUGUCCAUCAAAAUUACAGACCGAAGAAGUCAUGGCAAGGGCCUUCAACUUCCGGUUUAGUUGAAAAAAUUUCCUCGGGUAAGCGGCAUAUUAUAGUGCAUGCUGGAUCAGAGCAAGGAUUUGUGCCCAAUGCUUUGCUUGUUUUUAGCACAAAAUCCAAAGCAGCUGACUAUCAUGAUGACAUGAACAGUUCUAAUUUUUUAAAGUGGCUACGAGAAAUGUUAAUCCCAAAUUUGACUGAGCCCAGUGUAAUUGUUAUGGACAAUGCCAGUUACCAUGUAACACAAAUAAAUAAGCCUCCAACCAUGCACAGCUUAAAGGCUGAUAUUCAAAAAUGGCUAAGGGAAAAUAAGAUCCCAUAUGAAGAGUGUUUCAAAAAGGAGGAAUUGAUGUGCCUCGUUGAGGAAAAUAAAAUUGGUCCCAUAUAUGCAGCAGAGGAGUUAUUGAAGCAGCAUGGGCAUGAGGUCCUUAAAUUGCCUCCAUACCAUUGCGAUCUAAACGCUAUUGAGUUGAUAUGGAGCCUCACAAAGCGAAAAAUAGCCAGCAGAAAUGUGGGGCUACCGGGUUCAGAUACGGAAAACUUGAUCCGAGAAUGUUUUGCAAUGAUUACCCCGGAAGAUUGGAAAAAAAGUACAGACCAUGUAGAGUCUGUGCGGAAAGAGAAGAGUCGUGGCAGAAACGGGAACUAACAUUUUAAAUUUUAUAUGGCAAUCAAACCUUUGACACCUGUCUUGUAAAAAGUAAACAAACUUCUGUCAAUGUAUAUUUUUAUUAACAAAAACCGCAAGUUUUAUGUAUAAAAUAUUUUCAAAACACGAUAAAACCGUACAUAAAACCACAAGGAAAAUUAUAUUUAACAUUGUUCGGUUUUGUCAGCGGGAAGAAACGGCUAAAAGCCGACCAUCGACUUACAAAAAGUCGCGGAACGCGUUUCCGCUAUUCGCGGGUAUUGAUGUUGUAUUUAAUAUUACAUAAUUACCUAUUUAAUAAGCCCCCUAAGUAACUUGUCUCCGGUACAUAAUCGGUAAGUGUAUUCAUUCAAAAUAUAUUAAUUUUCAUAAAUAUGCAGGUCAUUCAUGAUCUUUAAAAUAACUGACAAAUAGUCUUGAUACUUGCCAUUUUAUGCAUAUUUAUAGGUAAUUUCUUUUUCAGGAUUGUGUAAAAGUACCUACGGUAUCUCGAAUAAAAGACCGCUAAGUAGGUGAUAUGCAAGAAUUCGUAAUCUACGUGCCGGAUUCAAGCACAUCCAGUUCAGAUGAAGAUAGUUCUAUGAGUGUCCCUGGUUGUUUUGAAGCUAGCUCAAACAUAAGUAGUAGUAGUAGUAGUAGUAAUCACUUUAUUGUACACAACACAGGUAAGUGACAUUGAAUAUUUUAAUUCGAUUCAAAGAAUGAAACUUUUUCUAAUAAAAUAUUUCUUUAUUUGUAAGUUCGUUUACUAGGUUCUGAAUAAAACUUUUUCUAAUAAAAUAUUCUUUUAUUUGUAAGUUAUGUUAGUUACAAAAUUAUAUUUCAUAUUUAGCAGUGACUUUUCGUAUCGUGAUUGACGCCUGACAGCGUAAUAUCGUGAGAUGAGAGAACCGGACAUAUCCCAAUAAGGCCUACCUACUUAUGCACUAUUUUUAUUAAUACUAGCACAAACUAGUGCCUGCGCUAAAUCAGAGGAUUGAGUUGACGAGCCGACACCACAACCAGGCUCCGUUUAGUAAGCCGUGGUAAAAAACCGGAACAAAAGGGAUUCAAGUAUCAUGACCUUUAGUGUCGUACUAUAAUCACGUGACCAGUGUUGUCAGCAUAGCAAAAACCAUAAAAUAGCACUAGCGCGCCCUCAAAUCCCACGACUCUUCUCUUUCCGCACAGACUCUAAUAAAUGUGGAACGAAAAUACAAGUCUAAGGACAACAUUACAGACACUGAACUAGCUCCAUUCAUAAUAGAAGUUCGGGAAAGUGACAAUGACAGUGAUAGUUCUCUGUCAGGAAUUGAAUUUCUUGAAUCCGAUUUCGAUUAUGAUUCUUAAAUAAAUAGGCACCUUCUUUAUAAACUAACAAUAUUAAAAGUAGAUUGAAACUAAAUUGUGUUUUCUUUCACCUACCUUCAGUUCAGCUCCAUUAUACAAUAUGUGACUUUUUAUUAUUACUAACUUUAUAAGUACAACGGGAAGCAUAAAUAUUUCCCUUGUGAAGGUUUACUUUAAUAGCACAAGGGAAAUAUUUAUGCUUAAUAAAUAAUCGCCUGUAAUUAACCCGAGUUCAAAACUUCAAAAUAAAACACAAAUAAAGUAAUUUUUAAUCCUAUCAAAAAUAUAAAUGUCAUAUGAGAACCAAGUUCAAUAUUAUGACAUAUGCCUUGGUUGUUGACUUCAACGACCAAAGAAAUGAGAUUUAAAGGGUGCCGUUUAAUGGUCAGUCCUGAAAUUUAUUUGUAACAACAAAGUAUCAUUUUCUAUAACUUAGGAAUCUUAGGAUAAUAUAAUAACUUACUUUUUGUACAGUUGAAGUAAAGAUAUUUAUGUUUACUACAUAUUUUUGUAAUGAUUGACUGAUUAGUCUACUAACAAUUCGUUCCUUCGUUUUUUAGUAUCUCUGAUAAUAAUGAUAACUAUUCAAUCAUAUUUUUAAUUUUUAAGUGGGCUAAAUUAGAAGCCAGGGGUUAUAAUUGCAUUGCAACGAUAUCCUCAGUCUGUUUACUGUAUUAAAUUUACAGUCUGCUACGUUGCAGACUUCAGUCAGUCACUAAUCAAAACAAAAAUUAAUUACGUAUGAAUUACCAAGUAUCAAAUUACUUUUUUUGCACUAUGCUUCGUGUUACCAGUUAAAGAUUUUUUGAAUUUGCCGCUUUUUUUUUGUGCAGCCACUCGCUGG